AUGCAGUUCACUACCGCCUUUGUCGCCGCCGUCGCCGCCCUCUCCACCAUGGCCCUUGCCGCCCCCAUCGAGUCCCGAGCCGAUGCCCACUCUGGAGUGGCCACCUACUUCUACCAGAACGGUAACCCCGGAUCCUGCGGUAACUACAACUCCGACGACGCCUGGAUCGUCGCCGUCUCUCAGGAGCACCACGACUCUUCCAACUGUGGCAAGACCAUCACCAUUGAGUACAACGGUGUCCAGAAGGUCGCCACCAUUGCCGACACCUGCCCCGGCUGCGGCUUCUACGACCUGGACCUCAGCUCCGGUCUCUUCGGCUCCUUUGCCGACCACUCUCUUGGUGAGCUCAACAUCAAGUGGUGGGCCAACUGGUAA
Messenger RNA from Microstroma glucosiphilum, 375 nucleotides. RefSeq lists its product as hypothetical. Lineage: Eukaryota; Fungi; Basidiomycota; Exobasidiomycetes; Microstromatales; Microstromataceae. The record is from RefSeq and is a predicted model, not a curated record. The coding region runs from base 1 to 375 and encodes 124 amino acids. The transcript has a single exon.